This is a messenger RNA of Spodoptera littoralis (African cotton leafworm), 309 nucleotides long. Lineage: Eukaryota; Metazoa; Arthropoda; Insecta; Lepidoptera; Noctuidae. The record is from the annotation of a GenBank genome assembly.
AUGCUAUUUGUCCUCAUGCAGGUGUCACACGGUAGAACGUCGGAAGCAGCAGAUUGCAUACUUUGCAUAGUUGGUACCGGGACACCUCCCAAGUACAAGUUUGGUUAUGAUGUGAAGAGCCAUCACACUGGUGAUCAUAAGAAACACCACGAGCACCGCCAUGGUGAUCAAGUCAAAGGAGAAUAUGCCUUGCACGAACCUGAUGGUGGUGCCAGGCAUGUCCACUAUCAUGCUGACAAGCAUUCUGGUUUCCACGCAGACGUGAAGCACAGUAUCCACCAUAUAGUGCCGAAGAAGCAUCAUCAUUAA